AUGAGCUUUGAUGGUGCAUCGAAUGCAUUGGGGCAUAGGAUUGGAGCAGUCUUAGUGUCACCAGAAGGAGAUCAUUACCCGCUCACUGCCAGAUUGAACUUUUUCUGUACCAAUAAUAUUGCAGAGUAUGAAGCUUGCAUCAUGGGACUUCGUGCAGCUAUCGAGAGGAAAAUUGAAAUCUUAGAAGUACACGGGGACUUAGCAUUAGUCAUUUACCAAAUCCGUGGAGAUUGGGAAGUGAGGGAUUUGAAAUUAGUCAAAUAUCACGAUCUCGUUACGAAAUUGGUCAAAGAAUUCAAGGAAGUGACUUUUAACUACUUUCCACGAGAAGAGAACCAAUUGGCUGAUGCUCUGGCCACCUUUGCUUCAAUGUUCAAAGCAAACAGAGAAACUGAAAUAAUCAUUGAGGAGGAGUCAGAUGGACGACCAUGGUUCCAUGAUAUCCUAGAGUACAUCAAGAAUCAAAGGUACCCCGAGCAAGCAAACGAGAAUGACAAAAGAACAAUCAGAAGAAUGGCAAUUGGAUUUGUUCUUGACGGGGAUAUUCUAUACAAAAGGGGAAAAGAUCAAGUGCUCCUGAGGUGCGUGGGCGCUGUUGAAGCUAGAAAGAUACUUGAUGAGGUUCAUGAAGGAAUUUGUGGAAUGCAUGCUAGUGGUUUCACCAUGGCCAGACAGAUUAUGAGACUUGGUUAUUAUUGGCUGAUGAUGGAAAGAGAUUGCAUUGGCUACGCACGAAAGUGCCACAAAUGUCAAAUUUAUGGCGACAAAAUUAAUGCAGCUCCAUCACCCCUUCAUGUCAUGACUUCUCCGUGGCAUUUUUCUAUGUGGGGGAUGGAUGUUAUAAGGCCAAUUUCCCCGAAAGCUUCCAAUGGGCAUCGAUUCAUCUUUGUGAUAAAGCAUCAUAAUUCUUUACCUUAUCGCCCGAAGAUGAAAGGAGCGGUAGAAGCGGCUAAUAAGAAUAUAAAGAGGAUUAUCGGGAAGAUGACUGAGACAUAUAAGGACUGGCACGAGAAGCUACCAUUUGCUUUGUACGCGUACCGCACCUCUGUGAGAACAUCUACAGGGGCAACUCCUUUUUUCUCUAGCCUACGGAAUGGAAGCUAUUCUGCCCAUCGAAAUGGAGAUCCAAUCCCUACGUGUCUUGAUGGAAUCAAAAUGUAUCAGAAAAGAAUGAUCACGGCCCAUGAUAAAAGGGUGCGGCCAAGAGAAUUCCUCGAAGGGGAACUGGUACUAAGAAAGAUCCUCCCAAUACAAAAAGACUUUCGAGGAAAAUGGUCGCCAAAUUGGAAAGGGCCAUACGUUGUAAAAAAGGCAUUCUCAGGAGGGGCUCUGAUUCUCACUGAGAUGGAUGGAAAAGAAUUGCCUAAUCCAGUGAACUCAGAUGCUGUGAAAAAAUAUUAUGCUUAA
Messenger RNA from Gossypium raimondii (Peruvian cotton), 1407 nucleotides. RefSeq lists its product as uncharacterized. The record is from RefSeq and is a predicted model, not a curated record. The transcript is spliced from 4 exons. Gene Ontology annotation, molecular function: nucleic acid binding; RNA-DNA hybrid ribonuclease activity. Bases 1 to 1407 code for a protein of 468 amino acids. NCBI's taxonomy places the organism in Eukaryota, Viridiplantae, Streptophyta, Magnoliopsida, Malvales, Malvaceae.